This is a messenger RNA of Plasmodium malariae, 2316 nucleotides long. Its product is annotated as STP1 protein. NCBI's taxonomy places the organism in Eukaryota, Apicomplexa, Aconoidasida, Haemosporida, Plasmodiidae. The transcript is spliced from 4 exons. The record is from RefSeq and is a predicted model, not a curated record. Bases 1 to 2316 code for a protein of 771 amino acids.
AUGGAAAAAUGUUUAUCCUCGGAAAGAGGUGUUCUUGGUUUAGGAGCAUUGUCAUACUAUAGCAGAUCAGAGUUUAGAAAAAUUUCAAAACAUAUAAUAAAUAAAAUUCCUUCCUUAAUUAACGAGAGUAAUAUAGAUAAUUUUAGGAUGAAAUGCCUCGAAUUGGUUAAUUUUCUAAUACAGCAUAAAAAAGCACCACUUUACGAAAAUCAAAAUAAGUGGGAAGGAACAAUAAAAUAUUGGGCAACAUCAUACUUUAAGCUGAUAGCAAAAAAGCAUGGUGGAUGUUUUCCAAUUUUAGAUAAUAAUGAAAAAAACAUUUUAGAAUUAAACUAUGAAGCACUAGAUUUCUGCGAAAAAAAAAAUAAUAAAAUAAGUGAAAUACAAUGUCUUACAGGAAGACGUAAAAUUUUAGGUGAAUGUGAUAAAACAUGUUCAAAUAAAAUUAAUGAAUAUAAUGUAUGGAUUAAUAAUGAAAAGGUUAAUUUUAAUAAUAAGAAAGAACUCUUAAAACAUAAUUGCAAAAAUCCACCAUCCCAAUUUCCAACAGAAAAGUGCAAUAUACUAAAAAGUAAUAUAUUUAGUACACUUAAUGAAUGUAGGGAUAAGAAUUCAGCUACAAUUUCACCUAGUACAUCUAAAGAAGAAAAAACACCUUUACAAGUUGUAGGUCAAAACAUAGUUAAUAGUCCACCUAAUGAUAAAGUUCCAACCAAAGAGGUCAUGCAAGAUUCACUAGAAGGACCAACUCAAACAAAAGAAGAAACUACAGAAGAUCAGGAAAAGCCACCGGUGUCACAACCCGUAACUCAAGUAUCAACUUCAGAUGCAACUUCAAGUUCACAAAGUACAAGUGCACAAAUACAAAAUAUACAAUCUGAACCAGACACAACUUCAAAAGCAUCAUCACAACCCGAAAAUGAAGCUUCAUUGUCACCAGGUUCUAAUAUUUUACAGAAUUCAGUUUCCCAAAUAACAAUGGCACCUAGUUCUACUGAAACUAUAUCGUCACAUUCUGGAACAUCACUUCCCUCCUCGACUUCUGCUAACUCUAAUGGUCCCCUUAAAAUUCUAGAUUCAGAAAAACAUACAGCUAUCACAAACAAAUAUACUAUUCUAAUAAGCUUUUUAUGUGUUAUUGUAUUUUUCCUUUUUAUUAAAUAUGCUUUAAUAGAAAUGUUUAAAAAAAAAAAAAAGACAAGAAGGAGGCACAUGAAAUUUCUGAGACUACUAGUACCUUCAUUUUCUAGCAAUAAAAGUGAACUUUUUACAGAUUAUCGUUUAGAACACCCAAUAUAUGAUGAUGAAGAAUUCAUAAAAAAAAUUAAAAUAAAUGAACUUACAAAAAAUGUAUACUUAUCAAAACGAAAAAAAGACAGAUCCAGAACCAUAAUAGAAGUACAUAUGGAAGUACUUGAAGAAUGCAGAAAUGAAGAUUGGGAAAACAACAAAGAAGCAUUUUUAAAAAUUUGUCUAGAUGAGUUCACAAAAAAGGAUUAUAGAACAUAUCCUAAUUUAACAUAUAAUGAUCUAAUAACAGAAAAUAUUAAAUGUAGCGAUGACAUUACAAAACAAAAUAUUCUAUGGAAUAAAUGGAUAGAAAGACAUAGAAAUAUUUCUGAAAAAUUGAAAAAAGUGCAUUGGAUUAAUAAUUUGAAAAAUGAAUGGAAAAAAGAACUAGCUUAUAUUCAAGAAAGGGAAGAAUUAAAAAUAAAAUCUCCUAAUGAAAAUCACAAAGUUCCAUUUAUAGAAAUAGAAAAAGAUCUAUGGAAACACUGGAUAUCGAAAAAGGGUAUUAUUAUAGAACAAUAUUUGGAACAGGAAUGGAUUAAGCAAUUGGAUAUGGAUUUGAACAUUAUGUCAGAUGAAUGCGUAAAGGAAGAUACAAAAAAUUAUAUAGCACUAAUAAAUACAGAAGAAUUGCAGCACAAAGAAAAUUAUGAAGAAUUAUGUAAAUAUAUAAAAAAAAAAUUAUUAACAAAGCUCUGUAUUCUAGUACUUAUGACCAUAUUAGAAGAAUAUAAAAAAGAGGUGAAUUUUGAUAAUAGGGAAUCAUUUUUGGAUAUAUCCAUAAAUGAAUGGAAGACACAAAAAUAUUCACGUAACAAACAAGAAAUUACAGAAAAUACAACUGAAUAUAUUAACAGUGAUAUAGAAAAUAAAAGAAAUAAGGAAUUCCAUACUCAUAUAAGGAAGGACAGUUUCAGAAAUGAGAUAGAAGAUUGGAUAGGAGAAGAUGACUUAUAUGCACGUUCUAUAGUUAAUAAUGGGACAGUCGAAAAAUCCAUUGAUAUAGCAGAAAAACACAUUUCAUAA